This is a messenger RNA of Planococcus citri (citrus mealybug), 1870 nucleotides long. RefSeq names its product inositol-pentakisphosphate 2-kinase-like. Gene Ontology annotation, cellular component: nucleus. Gene Ontology annotation, biological process: inositol phosphate biosynthetic process. The record is from RefSeq and is a predicted model, not a curated record. NCBI's taxonomy places the organism in Eukaryota, Metazoa, Arthropoda, Insecta, Hemiptera, Pseudococcidae. Gene Ontology annotation, molecular function: ATP binding; inositol-1,3,4,5,6-pentakisphosphate 2-kinase activity. The transcript is spliced from 10 exons. The coding region runs from base 138 to 1727 and encodes 529 amino acids.
UUUAUCAAUAAAUAAUUUUGAGAAUGAUUUCGAUCGAGAACUUGCACUUUUAGCUCGACUUCUCUUCUAAAUAUGAAAAAUAUAUUCGCGAAUUAAAUACAUGAAGAAUUAUUGAAAAAUCAUCAGUUCAAUUUAGAAUGUCAACGCAUGAAGAUGAAACUUCUACGUCGUCGAAUACUAAUUUAUUUCAAAUGUUGAAAUUCGAAGAACUGAAAAUCGAUCUAGAUGAUCGUGUUUUAAAUCAUUUACACAGCGAAUACCGUGGAGAAGGGAAUGAAAAUUUAGUUUUGUCUUUACCAGAGAUCAGAUUCGUUCUCCGGUUACGUAAAAGUCACACAAAUGAUGUCAUUAAUUCAUCAUGGGAGAAAGAAAAACUGAAGAUAUCUCUACUAUACUACAAUAUUGUGUUACUGCCUUUCCUCUCUGAUAGAUAUUUAACGCUUCCAAUAAUAGCUGAAAUUUCUGAAACUUAUGUCAAAUACUUGGACGAAAAGUUAUUCCACGAACGACCUGGCCAUCGAAGGGAUAAGAAAAUUGGUUUCAAUGGUAUAGAAAUUCAUCCAGAUUAUACGUUCCUAUCCCAAUACAGUCAUUAUCAACGUCUUGAAACCCCUCCUUCGUUGGGUCAAGCAUUAGAAUCAGAUUCGCUGAAGAAAUUAUUUUCUCACGAUUAUUUAGAUUUUAGGAAUUACGUAUACUCGCUUCUGACUAUUCCAGCUUUCGUUAGCGAUUGUAAUCGUACGAGGGAACAUCUGAAUAGAACUACUUUUAGCGUGGAAAUAAAACCAAAACAAGCCUGGACCGCAGAACCGUAUCGAAGAUUUGAUGUUUGUGCGUUUUGUAUGCAUCAGUAUUUCAAACUACACGAACAUAAAAUCGAAAGUAAAAGCAGAUAUUGCCCUUUGGAUUUAUUUUCUGGGAUCGAAGAAAGAAUGGAAAAUGCUUUGAAGGGGCUUCUGUUAACACCUCAGAAUAAUUUGAAGAUUUUCAAAAAUGGAGAAAUGGUGUUCGGAGAAAGCAAAGCAGAUAAUAUUGAACAAAUUUUAGCCGAGUGGUUUUCGAAAUCGCGUAGUGAUGGAGACAUGAACUGGUGCCGAAAUCAUUUUAGUAAAUUAUUGACUACCAUACUGAAGACUGAUUUUAUCCCUGAUCAGAAAUUAGCAUCGUUUGAAACUGAACUGUACGUUGGUUCUAAUAAACAUCAAAUAUGCUCCAACGAGGAAAUUGAACAAAUUAAGAAAGCCUUUCAUGACUCGAAUUUGAAAUGUGAUCAUAACUCAACCGAUCUGCCACAGAACUGUAUUCUUAAUCGUGUUAAGGAAUUACAGAAACUAGACAAAGUUGGCUUAGAAGCAGUUUAUGAUUUUUACGAAACUCAUACGAAAAAAACCUGUUCCGAAUUUUCUCACAUUAACGAUGUGAUAUCCAAAACCAAACCUCAAUCCAGUGAUGCGACAAUGCCAAUUUUGAACGUAGUGGAAGCGUACACUUUAUCAACAGCUGCCAAAGACCUCUCUAUCAUGAUUGCUGUUCAGAAUUUAGCAGAAAAUUCCGGAUCUUCGUCGGGAUUUGUGGUUGACAUUGAUGGAUUCAAAUAUGAUGUCAACAUUUCACUUGUAGAUGUUGGUCCGAAGCCGAUAUCAUGUGUGAGUAAACACUGGAAACGUGAUAAAAAAAUGUUAGCUUCUUGUUUAAAUUAUUUUUAUCCUAAUUUAAACGUAGAGUAGAAUCGAGUGUUCGCGAAAUGAUCUCUUGAAUUAGGUACCUAGAAUCUCUAUUAAUGUUCUGUAUUGUAUUUUUGUUGUUCCUUCAAGUUGCCCUAUUGUUUAGGAAUACGCUUUUAUAAUAAACCCACGUGAUUUUAAUUAUU